AGCAAAGGAAACAAAUCAUGGAGGAAUCAAGCUGCUUGUUUCCCACGCGAUGAGCUUAAGGCGAAAUCAGCUCCCUUAUUUAUAGCUAUCACAACCCCUUGUUCUCACCCAUCACCUAAAUACAGAAAACACAGAGUGCGAGAGAGAGAACCAAAAGAAGGUUACCAUGGCUUACUAUGGUUACUCUUCCUACGAAUACAAUGAGCCCCAGCAACAGAUGGAGAGGUAUGGUGGAUCCUACAACUCAAGCAUGGCUGGGAAGCAGGCGCCGUCAGAGAGCCCGUGGAACUCUAUUUCUGGCUCUAACUUUCCACCAGGGACUGAUCCGAAGGUGGUGAAGGCGUUUCAAGCUGCAGACGUGGAUGGGAAUGGGUUCAUUGAUGUGAUGGAGCUGAAGAGGGUCCUCUCCUCCAUUACCCAGACCAAUUUCAGCCAACGAACUAUUCGCCUCAUGAUAUCUACUUUCACAAGAUCCAACACCAACCGAGUAGGGCCAAAGGAAUUCAUGAGCGUGUUUGAGGGCCUCAAAACCUGGCUUGUAAGCCAUCCCUCCCAUCCAUGAAGAGAGGCAAAUGCAGUAUUUGACUGCUAACUGGGACUUGCCCGAGUAACUCAGACUGCCAUCCCUAAGC
Molecule: messenger RNA, 632 nt
Organism: Amborella trichopoda
Lineage: Eukaryota; Viridiplantae; Streptophyta; Magnoliopsida; Amborellales; Amborellaceae
Source: RefSeq, a predicted model, not a curated record